AGCUAAGUAACUUGUUUAUUGUCAGACAUCUAGUGAGUCGCAGAGCCAGGGAACUGACCGCGGGCAUUUUCACCCCAUUACCCUUCCAGCUUAUUGCAGACUGCUCCCGAAGGGAGCGAAAAGGACAGGCAAAGAGUUUCACCAAAUCCUUUGUAAUGGGAGAUUCUUGCCUUCUUAUCUUUCCUCACGUUUGCUUCUCUGCCAGAAUGUCCUCCCGCACUUUCCCCAGAACCCAAGUUCUCCUAAUCAUCUUUCAAGAUCCCUUUUCCUCAACCACCGAUGAGCCGUGCCUAUUUCUCCUUCAAAUGACUCCCUACGGUUUCUAGUUGGUAGUCUCUUAUUUACCACCUCAUAGUCCUUUUAUUUAUAUCCCACAAAUGAUCGUCCGGCCCCGCACCGUGGGACCUGGACGCUGCCUUGACCAUGGCGGUCUCCUGGAAACAGGCUGCUUUGAGCCGAAACUGGUGACCGUUUCCCAACCCCGUCCAGGAGUCCGACGCCUCUUUUCUCCAGGCCAACUUCAAGUGAGGUGUAUCAACUCUAUCCGUACAAAUUUCUUGCCACGAGAGCAAAAGAUUAUGGUCUCUGAUGCUGCCUCAGGGCUGAAGACGCUCCCAACCCGGCGACGCUUAGCAAUCAUCGACUUCCUCCUCCUCUUGGCUGCCUCGGAGAUCCUCUUCCGGGGCAGAGGUCGCCCCGCCCCGCCCCUCGUCUCCUCCAAGAUGGCGAGCGGCGGCAGCGGGGGGGUGUCAGUACCUGCGCUGUGGAGUGAAGUGAACCGGUAUGGCCAGAACGGCGACUUCACGCGCGCUCUCAAGACCGUCAAUAAGAUACUACAGAUCAACAAAGAUGACGUAACUGCCCUGCAUUGUAAAGUGGUAUGCCUUAUCCAGAAUGCAAGUUUCAAGGAAGCUUUGAAUGUCAUCAAUACUCACACCAAAGUGUUAGCCAAUAACUCUCUCUCCUUUGAAAAGGCAUAUUGCGAGUACAGGCUGAACAGAAUUGAGAAUGCCUUGAAGACAAUAGAAAGUGCCAACCAGCAGACAGACAAACUGAAGGAGCUUUAUGGACAAGUGUUAUACCGUUUGGAACGCUAUGAUGAAUGCUUAGCAGUUUAUAGAGAUCUCGUGCGAAACUCCCAAGAUGAUUAUGAUGAGGAGAGGAAAACAAAUCUUUCAGCAGUUGUUGCAGCUCAAAGCAAUUGGGAAAAAGUGGUUCCAGAGAACUUGGGCCUCCAAGAAGGCACACAUGAGCUGUGCUACAACACUGCAUGUGCACUGAUAGGCCAAGGCCAGCUGAACCAGGCCAUGAAAAUCCUACAAAAAGCUGAAGAUCUUUGCCGCCGUUCAUUAUCAGAAGACACUGAUGGGACUGAGGAAGACCCACAGGCAGAAUUGGCCAUCAUUCAUGGUCAGAUGGCUUAUAUUCUGCAGCUUCAGGGUCGAACAGAGGAGGCUUUGCAACUUUACAAUCAAAUAAUAAAACUAAAACCAACAGAUGUGGGAUUACUAGCUGUAAUUGCAAAUAACAUCAUUACCAUUAACAAGGACCAAAAUGUCUUUGACUCCAAGAAGAAAGUGAAAUUAACCAAUGCGGAAGGAGUAGAGUUUAAACUUUCCAAGAAACAACUACAAGCUAUAGAAUUUAACAAAGCUUUACUUGCUAUGUACACAAACCAGGCCGAACAAUGCCGCAAAAUAUCUGCCAGUUUACAGUCCCAAAGUCCCGAGCAUCUCUUACCUGUGUUAAUCCAAGCUGCCCAGCUCUGCCGUGAAAAGCAGCACACAAAAGCAAUAGAGCUGCUUCAGGAAUUUUCAGAUCAGCAUCCAGAAAAUGCAGCUGAAAUUAAGCUGACCAUGGCACAGUUGAAAAUUUCUCAAGGUAAUAUUUCUAAAGCAUGUCUAAUAUUGAGAAGCAUAGAAGAGUUAAAGCAUAAACCAGGCAUGGUGUCUGCAUUAGUUACCAUGUAUAGCCAUGAAGAAGAUAUUGAUAGUGCCAUUGAGGUCUUCACGCAAGCUAUCCAGUGGUAUCAAAACCAUCAGCCAAAAUCUCCUGCUCAUUUGUCCUUGAUAAGAGAAGCUGCAAACUUCAAACUCAAAUAUGGGCGGAAGAAGGAGGCAGUUAGUGACCUACAACAGCUUUGGAAACAAAAUCCAAAAGAUAUUCACACCCUGGCACAGCUUAUUUCUGCUUACUCACUUGUAGAUCCAGAGAAAGCCAAAGCUCUUAGUAAACAUUUGCCAUCGUCAGAUAGUAUGUCUCUAAAAGUAGAUGUUGAGGCUCUUGAAAAUUCUCCUGGUGCUACGUACAUUCGGAAGAAGGGUGGAAAAGUUACUGGAGAUAGUCAACCAAAGGAACAAGGACAGGGAGAUUUGAAAAAGAAGAAAAAGAAAAAGAAGGGAAAAUUGCCUAAGAAUUAUGACCCAAAAGUUACCCCAGAUCCAGAAAGAUGGCUGCCAAUGCGAGAACGUUCUUACUACCGGGGAAGAAAGAAGGGUAAAAAGAAGGAUCAGAUUGGAAAAGGGACCCAGGGAGCAACUGCAGGAGCUUCAUCUGAACUGGAUGCCAGUAAAACUGUGAGCAGCCCACCCACCUCCCCAAGACCUGGCAGUGCUGCAACAGUAUCUGCCUCUACGAGUAACAUCAUACCCCCAAGACACCAGAAACCUGCAGGGGCUCCAGCAGCAAAAAAGAAACAGCAACAGAAAAAGAAGAAAGGUGGAAAAGGUGGCUGGUGAUGAGAAUAUUCUUGUUGCAGGCUGUUUUUAAACUAGUGUCAGUGACACAAGGAAUAUAAUAAAGGUAACACAGCAAGAAGCACAGAACUGCUCCCUCUGCAUCUCCAUAUUUUCAUAAUUUCUUGUGUUUCAAAUAGGGAAACAUCUUCCUCAAAGUCUGCCUAGUGAGAUAUGGCCUACUGGUUGCCUCAUAGCUUUGUACAGAUUAUGAGGACUGAAAAUAAUUGGGAAUUUACCCAUCUUGGUAUCUGUUGUAUCCUUUAUCUGUGUGUGCUGAUUCGAUCUUUUUUCAGUUUCACAUACCUUAUCUAAGGUUUCCCAGGAUUUAAACAGAAACUACUUCUAUGAUUUCAGCUGGAGUCUGAAGAUACUUGUUUCUGUUCAAGUCCCACUUUAAAUUAUGUCUUAGUAGGCCUUAAGAGACUGAAAGUGGAAUCUUCUGAGCAUUCCUAAAUAUCUGCUUAGAAAUAUGUGAUAAAGAGGGACCUUCUUAAUACACUGAUGUUCUUCACUAAAUGGAUGGCCACAAGAAAAAUAAAGAAAAUGUCUUAAAUAAUUAAACCAUAAAUUUUCUGUCAUGUGAUACUGGAAUAUGGGAUACUUUUCAUGUUUAUAUAUAUAUAUAUAUGAACACGAAACAUACAUAUAUAUAUAUAUGGCUCCUUUGUGCCCCAUGUCAUUUUCAGAUUUUGGUAACGUGCUGAUACAGCACCAUGAAAGAACUCAAGGAAAAUAUAUCAACGUAAGAAGUUCACUCUUAGACCUAGUGUUCUGAGGUUAGAUGGGUUUGGACUGUCUCAAUCAGAAAGAUUAAUGACUGUUAUCAAGAACAUGAACACUGGCUUCCUACAUAGAGAGGAAAUCAGUAUCUGAGUUGCAUACCAGGCAGUAUUAAAAUCUAACAGGUCUGUUUGGCCCAUUGAUAGAUACUCAAACGGUGUCUCCUCCUGGUUAUGGAUUUUGACCAUUGAUUACCUUUCUCAAUGUAAUGAAGUAUUUUACAGUCAAUUUGUGGUGUAAAUGUUGCUCUUGUCUUUCCUUGCUUACAAACUACUUUCACAUUGAACAGCUGUGAGACAGAUACAUUGAGAUGCCUGCCCUUGUUAGUAUUCAUUUUAUGCUGCCCAAGGUAUCAUUUAAUUUAGACUUACAAGUAUUUCCUUGUGAUUAUAUUACUCUGUCCUUGUUAAUAAAGUGCUGCUGUGUUUGACUCUGAACGUACUACCAAAACUUCUUCAAAGAGUUUUUUAUAAAAGACUUUCCUCCUUUACAAGAAAGAAGUGGGGUGCUGCCUUUCCGUUUAGUAAAAGCAGAAUCUGCAGUGGCAUCUAAAAAGAUCCUUUUUAAAUACAAAUGAUGUACUGUGGCAUAAUCAUUUUUUGAGCUCUACAGAGAACAGUGUUUUGGUAAUAGUGGCAGAUAUUUAUUCCUUCUGAAUAUAUACCCCAUUAUAGGAAUAACUGUUACUUAUUCAGGAUUCCAUCAUUGAAAAUUUUGACCCAAGGCACAGCAGUGAAAUUUACAGUUCUCAAUUUAGUUGUCAUUUUUAGUAGACAACUAAAAAUGUCUUGACAGGCAUUGGUAUUAUUGUAUUGACAGGCAUUGGUAUUAUUAGUCAUCGCUAAGCAACUGAAACUUCAGUUCCAACAAGUUUUAAUUGUCAAAUGAAGUAUAAACACGUGAACUUUCUAGAAAUAUUUCCUCUUUUGGAUAGGUCUUUAACCAGUUCAUAUAUAUACUUUGUCAAAUAUAUGGAUGUGUAUGUGUACAUUUAUAAGAACCAGUAUGGAUACAUCCAUUCACUGUGGUACAUUUUAAAAUAAAAUAUUUUAGCAGCGAA
Molecule: messenger RNA, 4578 nt
Organism: Symphalangus syndactylus (siamang)
Lineage: Eukaryota; Metazoa; Chordata; Mammalia; Primates; Hylobatidae
Gene: SRP72
Product: signal recognition particle 72
Biological process (GO): SRP-dependent cotranslational protein targeting to membrane
Cellular component (GO): signal recognition particle, endoplasmic reticulum targeting
Molecular function (GO): ribosome binding; 7S RNA binding; protein binding
Source: RefSeq, a predicted model, not a curated record